Monopterus albus (swamp eel) is the source of this 2397-nucleotide messenger RNA. It is a transcript of the gene chst15b, whose product is annotated as carbohydrate sulfotransferase 15. Gene Ontology annotation, molecular function: N-acetylgalactosamine 4-sulfate 6-O-sulfotransferase activity. The transcript has 8 exons. Gene Ontology annotation, biological process: hexose biosynthetic process. The record is from RefSeq and is a predicted model, not a curated record. NCBI's taxonomy places the organism in Eukaryota, Metazoa, Chordata, Actinopteri, Synbranchiformes, Synbranchidae. Bases 342 to 1859 code for a protein of 505 amino acids.
AAAGAGACAGAGAAGCUGUCACCGAGCAGAGUCUAUAACUUGCUCACAUGUAACCGCCAGCGGAGGAAAAACAUAACAAUUACACGGACUUACAAAAGCUGUUCAUUUCCGUGACUGAUGGAAUGGACAUGUACGAGCCGGCAAUGAGAACUUGUGUGUUCCGAGUGGUCAUGUGAGCGCUGCGGGCUCCAAGAAGAAACUCAUAGCAGGAAUGUGUCAGUGGAUGAAGUGGGCUGUUCUGUACAACCCAUCAUGGAUAUAAACUGUUGGCCUGAUCCCAGAACUUCCUGUCUGGUUGGCCCCUACUUCAGUACACCUCCCUGUGUCUGAGCUGUGACACCAUGACACAGAUGGAUUACAAAUACAGCCUGCUGGGCUCUGCAAUGGAUGACUAUCGCAAGAGGCCGUUGCUCCUGCAGGUGGAUGAGGCACCCAUUAACUUAUUUGCAGUCCUGGAGGUGAAACGGGAACUGCCAAGGCGCUGGAGCACACUGGGCUGCUUUCGCAAGAUCCGUGUCUACAGCUUCAUGUUCGGUCUGGCGGUUAUGUUCCUCAUCAUGGCUUCAUACAUUCUGACAGGAGACAAGAAGCGCCUCCUCCUCACCCCUUCUCCCUACCACUUUAGCAGCCUUGUCAGCCCUGGACCUUUUGCCUUCAACCUCUCUUCAAUCAAGCACUACGCACAUGUCAAACUGGUGGUCAAAUCCAUCACAUCCAAGGUGGAGUUUAGCAGCAGUCGACAGCUCCCAGAGUUUAAGGCUCUAGUUAACAGUGAGCCACAUAUGUUUUCUGUUAUACCCAGCAAAUUCCUGCAUGGUGUUAGGAACCCCUGUUGGUAUGAGGAAUACAAUGGGAAUAUCACUUCAGACCCAUACAGGAUAAACUUGUAUGCACGCUAUUCAAGACGCUUCCGGAUUGUGUUUCAGCAGUUAAGGAACACUUUUCGAGAACACUUGAUCCACCACAACGAGAAAAUCUACCGCAUUCGGUGCCUUCCUUAUUUCUAUAUCAUUGGCCAACCAAAGUGUGGCACAACGGACCUGUAUGACAGACUGAGAUUGCACCCAGAUAUCAAGUUCACCACUUUCAAAGAACCACACUGGUGGACCCGCAAGAGGUUUGGUAUUAUUCGUCUCAGCGAGGGCUUCCAUGAUCGAUACCCAGUGGAAGACUACCUGGACUUGUUCGAUCAGGCUGCUUACCAAAUACAGGGCAAUCUCACAGCAAAUGCCAGUGGAACCCCUAGCCACCCUAACAUCAUCAUAGGAGAAGCCAGCGCAUCCACCAUGUGGGAUAAUAACGCUUGGAUGUAUUUCUAUGACAACACCACAGCGGGAGAGCCUCCCUUCCUUAUCCAGGACUUCAUCCACGCCCUGCAGCCUAAUGCCCGCUUCAUUGUUAUGCUCAGGGACCCAGUGGAAAGGCUCUACUCUGACUACCUUUACUUUGGUAUUGCCAAUAAGUCAGCAGAGGACUUCCAUGAAAAGGUGUCCGAGUCGCUGCAGUUAUUCGAGGAGUGCCUUACGGAGUACACAAUGCGCUCCUGUGUGUACAACACUACUGUCAAUAAUGCCAUGCCAGUCAGAUUGCAAGUUGGUCUCUACAGUGUGUACUUAAUGGACUGGCUGACUGUCUUCAGCAAGGAACAGAUUCUGGUCCUGAGGUUGGAAGACCAUGCCUCAAAUAGGAAAUACACAAUGCACAAAGUCUUUGAUUUCCUUAACUUGGUGGGUGAAGCUGCACCAGUAACUUCUGCUGUAUCUAGGUCAGACCAAGUAACAAUCACCACACAAGUCUCAGCUGCAUGCAGUCACAUUAACGGACAGCCACACACACAACACUACAAUGUACUGACAUAGGAUGUUGUUUAGUGUAGCGGGUCUACCAAGUCACAACAGUCUAAGUGUCUCUGCAUGUCUCUCGUGCGUCUCUGAGUUGCUCAGCUCACUAAAAACAUGAUUAUUUUGGAUAAUUCCCUAAACAGUAAUAACAUGUGAUAACACUAAUGUUUGUCCACCAUGUUUAGUAAGAAAACUUGAUAUAUUUUACAUCUUUUGAUGUGGUGUCCAUUCUUGCACUGUGGCUCUCUUAGUCAAGGUUGUAGGUUUGUCUCAAUGAAGCCAUGAGGAACAUUAACAGAAAGCCGUCGCUUUACAAUCAGCAGUAUUACAUAUCCUGUGUCUAAAAAGGGCUAGUGAUGUUUCAGAAUCCUUUACUGUACUUUCUUCCAUUUGUUUAGUGCUGUGGCAAAAUCUGCAGUGGCCCAGAAAGCAGGGAUGUGAAUGAAGUGUUUUUGCGUAUUUUAUAGGGCCGGUGACAAAAGAAGUAGAGUCAGACAUCACAAGAAGUCCAGCAUCAAACACCAGGAGGCCAGCUGACAAAAACCUGGGACCCAUG